UGCAUUUUGUUUGUGGGAUUUCACUAGGUUUUUGCACUGUGAAUCAUCAGCAAUCGGUCAAAAUUCCUCUUCUCUCCGAUCAAUCGAAGCCAGAAUUUCUGCACAGGAAACUGUAUCUAAGAAUAAGUGAAGUUUCACAUAGAAGUUCAAGCUGGAAAUUCACGAAAGGUGGUAGCUGUGAUUGCAAUCAAGAGGUUGGACGCAACUUGGAUCAUUCUAGAUAGGGAAAUGAAAAAGGAGAAGAGGUACUUUAUGGAGAAGCUAUCAUGUGGAAUAUCAAAACUGAAAAGUGACAACUCCAUAGAAGAUGUAAGAGGGUCACUAACAUUAAUGGAGAACACCAAUGUCUCCCUUACCAGAAAUAAAUUUUCUUAUGAUGAAAUGAUUCCAGGCGACGAUGAUUCAUCAGAUGAACUUACUUCUCCUCAGCAAGACUCGGAAGUUAUUUCUCAUGUGACAACCUCAAGCAAAGAACAAGCAAGCAGUAUUCUGGGAAAGCUUUCCUCAGAGUUUUGUGAAAACCUGGUAAAAAAUUCUUCAGCAAGUGACCUAGUAAAUUCAACUUCGAGCUUGGAAAAUCCUAGUAGUUCCUCAAGUUCUUCUCAACAGAAAGCAAAAACAACUGAAAAGUCACCUUCCCACGUCUCCAAUGACCAAACCGAAGAGCAUCAAACUGUUAAAGACAAAGAAAAAGUGGAGAUGAUUAUUGAUCAAUAUUUUUCUGGUGCAAUAUUCAAAAAACCUGAAUGUUCAAUUUGUGGGAACAAAAGGCCAAAGAUGGGAUGGCAUAAAGCCUUCAGCUAUAAGGAGCUUGAAGAAGCAACAGAAUGGUUUUCCAAUGAGAAUUUUCUAUCGGAAGGUGGAUUUGGUUCUGUUUAUAGAGGGGUUUUAAAGAAUGGGCUAAGAGUUGCUGUGAAGCAGCGCAAUGAUAUGAGCCUUCAAGGGGAUAAAGAAUUCAAGUGUGAAGUUGAGGUUCUUAGCAAGGAUCGGCAUCCAAAUUUGGUUAUGUUGUUAGGGUCUUGCUCUGAGCGAAACCAAAGGUUGCUUGUCUAUGAGUAUGUUUGCAAUGGUUCACUAGACCAAUUCUUGUCAGGAGAUAUAAGAAUGCCUCGCGAUUGGGAGAGAAGGAUGAAAAUAGCUUUGGGUGCUGCCAGAGGAUUAGAAUAUCUUCAUAAACAUAACAUCAUCCACAGAGAUAUCAGACCUAACAACAUCCUCAUCACACAUGAUCAUGAGUCACUGCUAGGAGAUUUUGGACUUGCAAAAGCUGGGUAUGAUGAAUCACAAAAUUCUUCUGGUAACAAUGUGGUUGGCACUCUUGGAUAUAUGGCACCAGAAUAUGCAGCAAGUGGAAAGUUCUCAACUAAAACAGAUGUUUAUGCUUUUGGGGUUGUCCUGCUGCAGCUGAUCACUGGGCUGAAGACCACAGACAAUUAUCCUGAAGAUAAAAGUCUUGUUGAAUGGGCAAUGCCUCUGUUGGAGCAAAGGAAUUAUCCUCGUCUAGUCGACAAGAGAAUUGUGGAUUCCCAUGAUUUCCAUCAGCUAUUUUGGAUGGUUGAAAUAGCAGAAAAAUGUCUCAAAAAGGAUCCUAAUAAAAGGCAUACAAUGGAAUGGGUGGCUAAAACUUUGAACCAUAUAAUGGAAGGAAGUACUGAUAAUUCUAUAGACUUCAACCCGAUAGAAUCUAGUCCAUAUGUUCACAGAGGUGAUAAUAAUAUUAACAAUAGUAGUAAACAAGGGGAUGUCAAAGGCAAGGAAGAUGAUAAAACCCUUGAAACAGAAGCAGCAUCUUUAUGUUCAACUUACAGAAAAUGUUCAUCAAAAAGAUAUGAAAGAAGGAAGAUUCAUCUCAAACAUAAAGGACCAUCUCGAAGCAAAGGGAAACUACUUUAUGAAGAGAUGAUUCAUUAAAUUUGUUUUGAUGUGUUUUAUUACAUGUGUAAAGUUGUUUACUUUUACUAUUAUUUUCUGAUUAGUUAUUGGCUCCCGUGACACCAGUUCUAUAUCUGUUGUCUGGCUGAAUGGUUGAUACAUACUACACCUUCUUUUUUUUUACA
This is a messenger RNA of Nicotiana attenuata, 2057 nucleotides long. Its product is annotated as probable serine/threonine-protein kinase RLCKVII. Gene Ontology annotation, molecular function: ATP binding; protein tyrosine kinase activity. Lineage: Eukaryota; Viridiplantae; Streptophyta; Magnoliopsida; Solanales; Solanaceae. Gene Ontology annotation, cellular component: plasma membrane. The transcript has 8 exons. The record is from RefSeq and is a predicted model, not a curated record. Gene Ontology annotation, biological process: protein phosphorylation. The coding region runs from base 229 to 1911 and encodes 560 amino acids.